AUGCCUGCUCUACGGGCGGACAACAUCACAGAGCGAAUGUGUAACGAAGAAGACACGUGGAAUGCGGUAAGCCAAGUUGUGACGCAAAUACUGUCAGAGCUGCAGACUCAGCAAGGUAAGCAGGCACAACUCGCUAGCGAGGCACGGCGUAUGAAGCUCGGAAUCCUGGGAGAACACAAACUACCGUCGGGACAGGUAUUAUUAUAUUCCGGUAUUCGAGAGAACAACGCACCCCGGGACCGAGGAGUUGGUUUCCCGCUUAGCGCACAGGCACAUGUGGCGCUCAUCAAGUUGGAAUCAAUUAAUGAGAGAAUAAUCAUCGCCAGAUUCAAAAUACGGGACAAGGAGAAUUUCUACAGUGAACUGAAUGCCAUCUUGGAUAAAAUUCCAAAAGGUGUCAUCAAGAUCUACAUGGGCAACUUCAAUGCGAAGAUCGGCUCCGACAACACGGACUAUGAGAGUGUCAUAGGACGUCAUGGUCUUGGAGAAAUGAGUGAAAACGGUGAGCUGCUUGCAGAAUUCUGUGGCAAUAACGACAUGGUGAUUGAGGAUCGCUCCUUCCCCAUCAACCAGUGCACAAAGUCAAGAGAUUGGAGCAGUCAUCUGAAGCAUGACAUCCAACAAGGCUCCCAGGGUCGAUCGCAUUGA
This is a messenger RNA of Armigeres subalbatus, 648 nucleotides long. RefSeq names its product craniofacial development protein 2-like. Gene Ontology annotation, biological process: chromatin remodeling. The transcript has 4 exons. The coding region runs from base 1 to 648 and encodes 215 amino acids. The record is from RefSeq and is a predicted model, not a curated record. Gene Ontology annotation, cellular component: nucleus. Lineage: Eukaryota; Metazoa; Arthropoda; Insecta; Diptera; Culicidae.